AUCAUUCAAUAGAUACAUCGCCCUCGUACUGUGGGUCUUGAGGCAAUCCAUCCGAAUCCUCGUCUAUGUAUUCGGAACUUCGCCUCCAAGCCGCGAGGCUUUCCCUGCGUUCAUCAUUCCAAGUCAGAAUGGGGCUCACAUCAUAGACAUGAGGGAGCUUUGUGCGUAGGCCUGCGGAGCGUUUUAGCGUCUGUGUAUUUGUCUUUGUUGGGGCCAGCAGGACUUACCAUCGGCUUGAUGUCAGGGUGGGGAACUGCCUCGAAGACCUGGUACUCAAGCUUGAGCUCAGGCCCAAUCUUGAUGAAAGCGCCCUUGUUCUCGGUGGAAUCGCAGUACUUGGGCGCCGAGAACACCGUGAUGCAGCGACCAUCAUGCUCAACCUCGUAACCCUCCAUGCGAACCUCGUGCGAUCGGAUGAUCGCCUCCAGUCCGUUCUUCUCACAGAAGCGCUUGGUGACGUCGGGUCCGAAUUGAAGACCAACACCGCGCUUGCUGGGUCCACGACCAGGUUGGGUCUGCGGGUCGGUCCAGAGCAUCUCCAUCAUCAACCCCUGCUGGCCCGGCUGGCGCUGGUUGUGGCGGUUCAACUUGCGGAUAUCAUCGAGGGUAGUGUUGUCGUCGGAGAAGAGACCACCGUGGAGAACAAGGUACUUGUUACCGAUCAACGUGGCCAAGGGCAGAGCGGAGAAGGACUCCGAGAAGACCUUGAAGGUGGUCUCGUUGUACUUAGCCUUGCACUCGCCCUCAAAACCGUACACCUUAUUCAUGUCGUCCGUCUCGUGGUUGCCACGGUUCAAGAAGAUGCGGUUGGGUCUCAGCCACUUGUACGCGUAGAGAAGCAGAGCAAUCUCAGUCGACCACGACCCCCGAUCCACAAAGUCACCGUUGAAGAGAUAAGCAUUCGUCUCGCUCGGGUAGCCGUUCAAUCGGAAGAUCUCAAGCAGGUCGAAGUAUUGUCCUGUCCCACGAUCAGUCUUCACCAGAAAACCAGAAAACAACAGCGCGCUAGGUCCCUACCGUGCGUAUCACCACAGACCGUCAAGCGGGUGCCCUCCUCGACGCCGACCUCCACCAUCGUCGGCUCAGCGUAGACGAUGUCCUUCACGGCCUUGAUUAUUUGGAAGACGUACUUGCGGUGAAUCUUCUUGCCGUUCUUGAACCGCUCGAUCAUAUCGUCGAUGAAAUCCUGGGUCAUCUCGUUCUUCUCCAACCGCACGCCAUCGUAGCUAGCAUCCACAGCAAUCGAGUCGAUGUCCAGGCUCUCGAAAGCCGAGGGCGGGUCGCUGACUUCGAUGGCCUUCUCGAACUCCAGCCGGCGGACCAGCUUCUCACAUUCGGCGAGCUUCAG
Messenger RNA from Aspergillus brunneoviolaceus CBS 621.78, 1348 nucleotides. RefSeq lists its product as uncharacterized. NCBI's taxonomy places the organism in Eukaryota, Fungi, Ascomycota, Eurotiomycetes, Eurotiales, Aspergillaceae. The record is from RefSeq and is a predicted model, not a curated record. The transcript has a single exon. Bases 372 to 1091 code for a protein of 239 amino acids.